Molecule: messenger RNA, 402 nt
Organism: Aspergillus fijiensis CBS 313.89
Lineage: Eukaryota; Fungi; Ascomycota; Eurotiomycetes; Eurotiales; Aspergillaceae
Exons: 2
Coding region: 1-402 (133 amino acids)
Source: RefSeq, a predicted model, not a curated record
AUGGUCCCAGCCGCCGGACAGCCCGUGAAGGUGGGGGUCAACGGCAUCAAAGUGGGAGGAAAUUACGUCUACUCCACGAGUUCUAGCCCGGAGGUAUUUGCGCGCUUCCCGGUGGACAGCAACGCACGCAGCUGCCACGGGGCCGGUCGAGAUCAUCGGCCGUGGGUUCUUCUUCGACGGUUUUGCGCCAAGGAGGGACGUGUUCGGCUACUCGCGGGCAACCAGUUCAUGCUUGCUGUUGGCGGGUCGACGGCUGCGGCCAUCGAUCAGGAGCGUUCGCUUCUCAAUGUGGCGACGAGUGGUGCGCUGGAGCCCGCAAAGGUUGCAGCCAUUUCUUUGUUGAUGUUUCCUAUGACGCCGCGCUGUAUUCAGCUGUUUGGGUGGUGUAGAGGCGGAGGUUAG